Drechmeria coniospora is the source of this 255-nucleotide messenger RNA. RefSeq names its product mitochondrial 54S ribosomal protein YmL39. The transcript is spliced from 2 exons. Lineage: Eukaryota; Fungi; Ascomycota; Sordariomycetes; Hypocreales; Ophiocordycipitaceae. Gene Ontology annotation, cellular component: mitochondrion; ribosome. Bases 1 to 255 code for a protein of 84 amino acids. Gene Ontology annotation, biological process: translation. Gene Ontology annotation, molecular function: structural constituent of ribosome. The record is from RefSeq and is a predicted model, not a curated record.
AUGGCGAAAAAAGGUGAUGACUUCUUCUCCAACCCGUUUCCCUUCUCUUGCCAGUGUGCCGCUUGGACUGACGUGGAAGCGCCCAUUGUAGCCAAGGCUCGUUUGAUGAACGUCCGUCUCAUAUCCAUGGCCAUGACCGGCUUCUUCUACACUUUCAAGCGCCCACGAACUUCGCCGAUGAUGGGAAUGCUCAAGUACGAUCCGAUUGUCCGCAAAAAGGUCCUGUUCCUCGAGACGAAAAAGAGAUCCAAGUGA